Molecule: messenger RNA, 1815 nt
Organism: Owenia fusiformis
Lineage: Eukaryota; Metazoa; Annelida; Polychaeta; Sabellida; Oweniidae
Source: the annotation of a GenBank genome assembly
CAUAGAUAAGGAUUCACUCUAUACAUAUUGAAAAAGAAAUUCAAAAGUACAAUUAGACGUGCCAUAGAUAAGGAUUCACUCUAUACAUAUUGAAGUAGAAAUUCAAAAGUACAAUUAGCCGUGCCAGAGAUACGGAUUCAGUCUAUACAUAUUGAAGUAGUAAUUCAAAAGUACAAUUAGCCGUGUCAGGGAUAAGGAUUCAAUCUAAACAUAUUGAAGUAGAAUUCAAAAGUACAUAUACUUGUAUAGCCGUACAGAAUUUUAAAGUACAUAUAGCCGUGCUAAUUGAAAAUGGAUGGUUCGAUGUUUUAUCACCUGAUCAUUGUCAUAAUUGCGGAAAUCCUCAUGGCAUGCCAUGUGGAAUGUUUUAAUGAAAGUUAUCUAACGCCUGAAUCUUUACUGGUAAAACACCUGAUGACUAACUACGAUUCUAAUGUGCGUCCUGUGAAAAAUGCAGAAAAACCAACCGUGGUAACAAUGGACAUUUCAUUGAAUCAGAUAGUGGACGUGAGCGAGAGACACCAAACCAUAGUGACAGCAGUUUGGCUCCGAUUUGCAUGGGAUGACUAUUUUCUGAAAUGGAAUGAAUCUGAAUUUGGAGGAGUAAAGAUAGUGCAUUUGCAGCCAACGGAUGUAUGGAUUCCCGAUAUCACCCUAUAUACGAGUAUUACAGGCCAGUUUUACGAGACAGACAAAUUCCGACUAAGAGUUACAAGCGACGGAAACAUUCACUGGUACAUCCCAACCAGAUUUAUCAGUACAUGCAAGAUGGAGGUUCAGAACUUUCCCUAUGAUAUCCAGAUCUGUAAACUCAAGUUUGGAUCAUGGGGAUUCUCUGGCUUAGAGUUGGACCUCCGAUGUAAAACUGACUCGGCAGACUUGGCGUCGUAUGAAUCAAAUGGAGAAUGGGACGUGAUGUCAGUUAAUGCGGAGCGGCAUUCCAUAUUAUACAACUGUUGUCCAGAGCCCUACAUUGAUGUGACUUACUACAUCAAGAUCAAACGGAAGCCUCUCUAUUAUACUUUCAACGUGAUCCUGCCCUGUAUGUUCAUAAUGCUCAUAUCACCAUUUUCGUUCCUCGUAUCCCCGGGAUGUGGCGAGAGGAUACAACUGAGCGUUACUUUGGUCCUAUCUCUCACAGUAUUUAUGCUAUUCGUUGCUGAGCAACUACCAGUUCAAUCAGAAAUUCUACCAUUAGUCGGUCAAUACUUCACCGUUGCUAUGCUAGCGCUGACCAUUUCAAACGUGUCAUCAAUUAUAUCCGUUCAGUUUUACCACAGAGGAUCAAAUAACGACAAACUUCCACGAGUGUUGAAAUUGAUGGCGAUAAAAAUGGCGCAUCUAGUUUGUUUGGCGGACAGGUUUGGCGACGUUAUCGAUUCGACUGGAGGUUCUAAUGAUGCUGAUGAACAAGUCGAUGUCAAGUUAGAGAGAUAUGAUCCUAAACUUUUGAAAGGGGAUCAUUCAACAAAAAGAAGUCAAAGAUACAAUGAGACUAGAGACCUCGAUAUAGUAGGUGUGUAUCCUAGUCUAGCGCAAUGUAACAAAGUUCCUCUCCAAGAACGAGGGACGUAGUGUGGAGAUAACAGCAUAUAUCACGUGCACUGGAGGAUCCAGGGGGAGGGGCGUGGGGCCAGGGCUCUCCUCCCCUUUUGUGGGCUUAGGAAAAAAUUAGAACCCCAAAGAAUUUGUAGGGCCUCAAAAAUUGGCCUUUUGACCCCCUUGUGAGCUUCUGGACCCGCCACUGACUUGUUUGUGCAUAUUGUACUUGUUUUCUCAUGGGUUUGGAACAUACAAACAUGAAUUUGGAGUUUU